This is a messenger RNA of Nerophis lumbriciformis (worm pipefish), 1626 nucleotides long. The record is from RefSeq and is a predicted model, not a curated record. NCBI's taxonomy places the organism in Eukaryota, Metazoa, Chordata, Actinopteri, Syngnathiformes, Syngnathidae.
AUGAAGCAGAUCGUCGCGGAGCUCGCAGAACUCGACGGUGCGGCGGGUCGGGGAGGCGGGGGAGAGCCAAAUAGCCAAAACCUGGGUCAGAGUUCGGCCGAAUUGAGCCGUGAGACGUUCUUGCGCCUGCGUCGAGCGAUCUGCGAGUUGCCGCCGCGAAUGCGCGACUACGUCACUCUGCGAUUGCAAGGCCUCGACUACCAGGAAAUCGCCACCCGCCUCGACCGAUCCCCACAAACAGUCCGCACACAACUCUUCAUGGCACGGCGCAGGCUGCGUCAGAAACUGGGUAUUGCCGAGGACCUGGAGCCCCGGCGAGCUAGACUCGCCGGCUACCCUGAGAACCGGCCCUCGUCACCCCGCUGCGGUUACAAUGCAGGCUUGCCAGCCACCUUGCCGCCAACCCCGACCGGCAGCCCCCGCCUGCCAGGAGAAGUCAUGAGCCCCAGAGCUGUUGCCGCCGUGCUGCUGUCCUUGGUCAUUCCGGCCGCUAGUGCCCGAGCCGCUGAGACCUGUCAGGUCCCGGGACUCGAUCCCGAGCUGGUACAGCACGCCCGCCAGUUGCUCGACGGCGUGCCGCUGAUCGAUGGCCACAACGACUUGCCCUGGGCGAUCCGCGAGCAGGCCGGCAACCGGCUGCAAGAGAUCGAUCUAGCAGCCGACCUCAGCGCGGUCGAGCAGCCUACCCACACGGACUUGGCGCGCCUCGAGACCGGCGGCUUGGGGGCGCAGUACUGGUCGGUCUACGUGCCGGUGUCUAUGGAGGGCGCUGAUGCGGUGCAGGCGGUGAUCGAGCAGAUCGACGUCGUCCACCGUUUGGCCGAGCACUAUCCCGAGGCUUUCGAGCUGGCUUUUACGGCCGCGGAUGUAGAGCGCAUCCAUGGUGCUGGCAAGGUGGCUUCGAUGAUCGGUAUCGAGGGCGGCCACUCGAUCGGCGACUCGCUGGCGGUGUUGCGGCAGCUCUACGGGCUCGGCGCUCGGUACAUGACGAUCACCCACUGGAAAUACAACAACUGGGCGGACGCGGCGACCAGCGAGCCGAUUCACGGUGGGCUGACUGACUUCGGUCGUGAGGUGAUCCGCGAGAUGAAUCGAUUGGGCAUGCUGGUCGAUCUUUCGCACGUCUCCACGGCGACCAUGAAUGCGGCCCUAGAUGUCGCUGUGGCGCCGGUGAUCUUCUCCCAUUCGUCGGCCCGUGGCCUGGUGUCUCAUCCGCGCAACGUGCCCGACCCGGUGCUGCGCCGGUUACCGGACAACGGUGGUGUGGUGAUGGUGACAUUCGUGCCGAGCUUCGUUUCCGAGGAGCUUCGGCAGCCGCUUUCUACCCUCGCUCAGGUCGCCGACCACAUCGAGCAUGUUCGACAGGUCGCCGGUGUCGAGCACGUCGGCAUAGGUGGCGACUUCGACGGCAUCAGCAGCGUUCCUGUAGGUCUCGAAGAUGUCUCCUGCUAUCCAGCGCUUUUCGCCGAGCUGUUGCGUCGUGGCUGGACCGACGAGGAGCUUCGCCAGCUCGCCGGCCUCAAUCUGUUGCGGGUGAUGCGGCAAGCCGAGACUGCGGCCGGAAUGCUAAGAGCUUCGCGGCGCUCGUCCGACGCGCACCUCGAAGACCUCGAUCACGCAGAGUGA